AUGAGUCUCAAUCUUCUCUGUCUGGAUUGUGUUCAAUCAGAAGUUUACAAUAAUGUGGAGGAUUUGAAAGCGCACAUCGCUAGCGAUCAUCUCAACUCUUGCCCCUAUGAGUAAGUUUGUCAACUAAGUUCAUUCUUAUAAAAAACAAUUUUUGGAGGGGCAGAACUUCUAGUUCCGUUUUUUUUUCAAAUAAAAACCGUUCACCAAAUCGUACGUUUUCAGAUGCGAAAAGUGCAAGUACGCAAAGUUUCCGACAGAAUAUGCACUUGUCAGCCAUUGUCAGAACGAUCAUGGUCUUCUAGAGUUUUCAGUAAGUUAUAUUAUUUGUACAAAAAACAUGAGAGUUGCGGAUGCACCGCAAGUGCGCAACUUUCUAUGUUGUGUUUAAUAUUAAUCAACAUUCAACACUUUUAGAUCAAGUAUCGUUAUACGCCGGAGCUGAAAAUUAGGAGAAGAGAACUAGCCGAUAAGAUCCAGCGAUGUCUAGCCCUCAGUCACUCCGUAAUCGGCGAGCAGAAGAUCAGCGAAGCAGUCUCGAGCACCAUGGUCAAGAUGGAAGAUUCUGAUGUGACUUCCAGCCCGAUGCAGUCGAGUUCUCCAGGAACUUUUCUGGAAUCGCCCUCCAUCAACUCUUAUCAAGCGUUUUUGGGUGAGAAUUCUACAUAGCCUUUCUAUCUAUCCAAUAACUUUUUAGAUGAAGCUCUUUCCCGGCACGAAGAGGAAAAAAGCGAUGGAGGAUCAGAAGGCGGCGGUCCGAUGAGGAAAUCAAAGCAGAUUCAGUGCCUUCUCUGUGGAGAUGUAGUCUCCAGACAACGAUCGAGCAUGGUCUAUCACGCGAAUACUCGGCACGGAAAGUACGAACUCUACGAGUGCGGAAUCUGUCAUCGAAAGUGGCAGACGAUUGCCAAGUCGGAUGUGAUCAAGCACAUCAAAAGCCAUCAUGAACAGCCGGAUGGAACUGUCGAUUUGGACAUGGUGAUCGACUAUCGAAAGAAUUUGGGAACAAAGCUGAAGGAGAUUACCGAGAAGUGCUUCCCAGAGCGAAAGAAGAAGAGGAUUGGAUACACCGAUGCGCAAAACUGA
Molecule: messenger RNA, 1083 nt
Organism: Caenorhabditis sp. 36 PRJEB53466
Lineage: Eukaryota; Metazoa; Nematoda; Chromadorea; Rhabditida; Rhabditidae
Source: the annotation of a GenBank genome assembly